This is a messenger RNA of Penaeus chinensis, 5210 nucleotides long. Its product is annotated as myotubularin-related protein 3-like. The coding region runs from base 758 to 4321 and encodes 1187 amino acids. Gene Ontology annotation, molecular function: phosphatidylinositol-3,5-bisphosphate 3-phosphatase activity; metal ion binding; protein phosphatase binding. Gene Ontology annotation, biological process: dephosphorylation; regulation of autophagy. The transcript is spliced from 17 exons. NCBI's taxonomy places the organism in Eukaryota, Metazoa, Arthropoda, Malacostraca, Decapoda, Penaeidae. The record is from RefSeq and is a predicted model, not a curated record.
GGCUUGAUGCCUAGUUAGAGAAGAAAGAAAGUGGCUAAGUCAUGCUGGGCUGUCUAUGGGCAUCUUUGACACUUGGGCUGUAUUUAGUUAGGGAGGAAGCAGUGAGUGUUUGAGGUCCCUUGAUUUGGGAUUUAUGAUUUUAUAGGUUGUUUAGCAAGUGAUCAUCAGUCCUUUUCUGUUCAUUGCUGCUUUGUGGAUUUGGGUGAGGACGUACUUGGGUGAUGGCGUUCACAUUGGUUGGUGGUACUUGGCUUUGUCAGUGUUUUUGUUCUGUUUGGUGAGUGCUGUUGUUGAGAGGCGAAUGUGCAGGAUUGUGAAUCAGAGGGUGAGGAUUAGGGUGGUUGAAUGGAGACAUGGGGACUAUAUCCUGAAAUGAUUACUUUUGCAUGUGGCACGUAUUGUUUACAAAUCUUUUGUUCUCGACAUUUGUUUUCACAUUAGUUUUGUAUCAGCUGUCAGACCUUGCGUUACUCAUAUAUAUGCGCAGAUAACUUUUUUUUUUAAUCUUUAAUCUCUCUAUCUGCCUUAUCUCCUUUCCAGUGAUUGAGAGAUAAUAUUUUGUUAACAUCAGUUGUUUUGACUACACAGUCUGCAUUACUAAAGUGCAACAGGAUUUUACUGCAGAUAUAAGUGACUGUACCAUCAGUACGUUAGUAAGUAAGAUUUAUGCACGAAGAAUUCAAAGGAAGAACUUGUUUUACAGUCUGUGAUCUAGUAGCCAAGAACCCAGCUGUCUUGAAAACAGAUUUUCUAAAACAUGGGUAGAAGGGCUCAACCAGGUGUCGGGAUGGAGUCAGAGGACAGUGGAGGAGGGACAGGAGACACCUCGACCUAUCAGGUCCUGGCCGCUCAGGACUCGUACCCGAAGCAGAUCUGCCAGUUUGAUGAGCCCUCCCUGUCCAUCCCCUUUGUGCCCUUGGCAGGAGAAUAUGCGCAGUUUGUGGGCCGCACGGCUGAUGGCCUCAUGGCCCUUUCUAACUACAGAGUUUUCCUGCAGCAGCGCGAUGCUACCUACCACAUUCCCCUGGGUGUGAUUGAGACCAUAGAGUGCCGUGAAAUCUUCUUCCUCUUUCUGUUGUGCAAAGACACAAAGUCUUACAAGUGCACAUUUGCAACAAAUGAGCAGUGUGCUGAAUGGCAACGUCGACUGACCAAAGCUCUAGCCCUACCACAGCGCCUUGAGAACGUCUUUUCAUUUGCCUUCUACAUGUGGAACAUGGAGGAGGCACGGGAAUUGCACAAUGCCCUUCAUGAACCUGACAGUCCACAGUCCUAUGCUGCUAGGGCAGAGAGGAUGUUUGAUGAGGAGGUGCGACGUCUGGGCUUUGACCUUGGAGGGGCAUGGCGCAUCUCAUUAGCCAACAAUGAGUACCAGCUGUGCUCAACAUACCCUCGCAAAUUAGUUGUUCCUGCCUCAAUCAAUGACAACAUCUUGGAGAGUGUUGCCCGCUUCAGGUCUGCUAGGCGUAUUCCAGCUGUUGUCUGGAGACACACAAAUGGAGCUGUGAUAGCCCGUUGCAGUCAGCCUGAGGUUGGCUGGUUGGGCUGGCGGUCCAGUGAAGAUGAGGACUUGGUCAAGGCUAUAGCGGAGGCCUGUGCUUAUGACAGCCCUGCCGUAAGUAGUUCCAACGGCACCAACGCUAUGAUCGGUAGUCAGUUGAUCCCCCCAGCUACUGGAGAGAAGGAAGCCAUCACUCCAGUGUCAGAUAUCCCAUCCUUGUGUGACUUGCCAGAAGCAAAGGCACAAGCUGACAUCAAGAAAGUCUUGAUUGUCGAUGCUCGCUCGUAUGCCACUGCAGUAGCCAACCGUGCCCGGGGGGGAGGCUGUGAGUGCCCUGAAUACUACCCACAGUGUGAAAUCCAGUUCAUGAACCUUGCUAACAUCCACACCAUCCGAAAGUCUCACCACGCUCUGCGUCAGCUCGUGGCAUCCUCUCCCGACAUUCCAAAUUGGUUGUCCUUGCUAGAGAAUUCUCGAUGGCUUGCCCACAUCUCUGGUCUCCUCAAGGCAGCAGUGACAGUGGUGCAGGCCGUGGUGCGCGAGGCCAGGCCAGUUCUAGUCCACUGCUCUGACGGCUGGGACCGAACCCCUCAAAUAACUGCCUUGUCACAGCUACUUAUGGAUCCUUAUUAUAGAACUAUGCAUGGCUUUGAGGUGCUAGUGGAACGUGAGUGGGUUGAGUUUGGCCACAAAUUUAGCGAUAGGUGUGGCUGUGGACGCAGCUGUGAGGAUAUCAAUGAGAGAUGUCCUGUCUUCCUGCAGUGGUUAGACUGUGUCCACCACCUCCUAUACUGGUAUCCUACAGCCUUCCAGUUUAAUCAGGCAUAUCUGGUGAAGUUAGCACAGCAUGUGUACAGUAACCUAUUUGGUACAUUCCUGUGCAACACCUCCCAAGAGCGAGUCCAAGCAGAAAUUGGAGAGCGAACGUAUUCUGUUUGGUCACUGCUGAGGCUCAACCGCCACCGCUACACCAACUACCUCUAUUCUCAUACACAUCAGGUACUUUACCCUUCAUGUCAUACUAAAGAUCUACGUCUGUGGACUUCUGUCUACAUGCCCGAGAUGGGUGAGGUGACAGCAGACCCCCACACCAGUGUUUAUCCAAGCGUUGGUGAGGAGGAGGAGGAGGAAGAACCAGCAGCUGGAGGGGAGCUGGUGAAGACCAAGUCAUGUGAUGAUCUCCUGGCUGGGACGUCACCUCCACCCCACCACCCCCUGCGCCGAUCCUCUGACCCUAACAUUCGGGACAGCUGUCCCAACAUGGCCAUGCUCAACUCAGCCCUAGGUGCUGAACUGGCCAACGAGGACCAGGACAUCCUUCCAAAUGGUGUGGGAGCUGGGCAAAAUGGAGAGGAACUGGAGAUCAAUGAUGACUCUGUGAGCGAGCCAAACGAGGAGCGACCCAAUGAUGAGUCAGAGUCUCUGACCCUGUGUGAACCUUCUGUGUCAGAGUCAGAAAUCCCAGAGUGUGUGAAUAAUGUGCCGAGUGAAGUUUAUGAAAAUGGGGUGGAGAAUGGGGAGGAGGCCAGUGAGUUGCUGGGGCAGGAGAGCAUGGAAGACAGGGAGAAGUCAGAAGGGGAAGGUGGGCUGGUGGGAGAAGAAAGUGAGAAGCAGAAAAGCAAAGAAAGGGCGGUGAGUGGCCGCAGGUUCAGGAAUCUGGCAGAGCAAUCGAUAGAGGGCUCAACAGACACACUAGUGGCAGAGACCGGAGUGAUAGCGAGUGAGGAGAAAGUCCUCCAGGAGAAAAACAGUGAUGUUAUACCUCUAGUGAAUGGAAAGUCAGGACAGGAAAGCCCCAAGUCACUACUGAAUGGAAAGUGCUGUCCCUUCAUGAAUGGGGUCUCUGGAGAGGAGAGCGAGGUGUGCACAACCACCAACAAUAACCGCAAACAAUCAAAGAAAGGAUUGGUGUCCUCCCUAUCAGAAAACAGCCAGGAGGAAAAGGAGCGGCCAGAGAAGCGGUUAGUGAAUGGCGUGUCAAGCACUGGGGGGGCAGUCAUGAAUAGUGUCACAUCUUCAGGCUGUAGCAUCUGCAUCCAGAGCAAGAAGCUCCUGGAUGAAACCAGCAAUGGUGAUACGUGGAGGAGUGCUGGCCUUAUGAAUGAGGGAUCAGUCAUAGGUGGUACUUCGAGGGGGGUGACCACUGGCCCAGGCAGCAGGGUGUCCCUCUAUUCCACACCCAUGCAUUCCCGCACACCAUCUUCAUGCAUACCCUCUACACCUUGUGAAGACAGGUUUGGUGGUGGAGACAACAGUCGGGGUAGCAAUUAUUCAACAAUUGAUGGCCUCCAUAAUGUUAGUGAUGAGGUUACGAAACGACUUCAUCAGAUACUCUUGCUGCAUCAGUCUGAGGUUGAAUCUCUAAAGAGAGAUUUGCAGGCGACGCGGCAGGCACUCUGUAACCAAGUACUGCAUAAUCGAUGCCAUCACCACCACCAUGACACUACAGAAGACCAGAUGUCCCUCCCUGAGAGUGUGGGCUCUGGCUCGGGAGGAUCGGUGGGUCAGGAGUCUGGGGUGUCGGACACCUCCUGGGAGGCGGUGGAGGAGGGAGAGGCCCGGCCAACGCUCUGGGUGCCUGACCACGCCGUCGACUGCUGCACGGGAUGCAACACGCAGUUUUGGAUGGGGCGACGCAAGCACCACUGCAGGUCAGUUGCAAGGAGCUGUGGUAAGAUCUUCUGCUCGGAGUGUUCGCAGCACAGUGUCCCCAUCCCACGUGAGCAGCUCUAUCAGCCAGUUAGAGUGUGUGGCUCAUGCUACUUCAACUUGGGCAUGGAGAUUACCAAGCCCAAGAUCCUGGCUGCUGCGUCCAACUAGAAAGCGCCCCAAGAACCACCGAAGUCCUGAAGCCUUGAAACCCCAGAAUCCCUCGCUGGGAGAGUCUGUUUCAUUAUCCUUUUUUUUCCUUCUUCUUCCCUUUUUUUGGUGUAGGAACAAUGACUGGGUGAUUUAAUUUAUUGCUGAUGGGUGUUUGGUGUCGGGCUUCAGGUGUCAGUGCAAGUAAGAUCAGCGAGGGACACUAUAUAUAUAUAUGUGUGUAUUUUAGUCUGUUGGUGGUCAUUGCUGGCGUUUAUGGGGUUAAGCUUCCAGAUGUUAUUUAUUGAUCAAAUGUAUUUCUUUUUCCUCUUUCUAUUUAGUGUGUUAACUGAUAUAUUGGCCUGUAGUCAUUGAUUGAGUUACCAUAAUCAUAACUUUUUUUUUUUCAAUCAAUCAAAUAAAGUCCACUCACUUUCUGAAAUGAAAAAUAAUCUUCAGUUUUCAAGGAGAUUGACGUUUCUUCCAACAGUCCUUGCCGAUAAAAGAGAAAUAAAAUAAACAUAACAUUACGUUAUUGAAGAGAUGGUUUUGUUUGUGUCCAUUGGAUCAUGAUACCUUCAAUAGAUUUGUGUAAAUUAUCAUUAGUAUUAUAUUUUUUAAGAGUAAUGUACUUUCUGCUGGAACUCGCUGGUGAUUUUGAUAAUUUAUGUAAAUUAAUCAUUUAGAGAUGGAAGUCAUAAAAUACAAUGUACAUGAAUCUGUAAUUUUGUGUGUGUGUGUGUGUGUGUGUGUGUGUGUGUGUGUGUGUGUGUGUGUGUGUGUGUGUGUGUGUGUGUGUGUGUGUGUGUGUGUGUGUGUGUUAGAAAAACCCACAAUGUGCAAUAAAUUUCAAGAAAUCUUUUGUGUAUUAUAGGUUUUUCUACAAUAGUAUCAACAUGUUAGUGUUUUA